Psammomys obesus (fat sand rat) is the source of this 3255-nucleotide messenger RNA. It is a transcript of the gene Vps52, whose product is annotated as VPS52 subunit of GARP complex. The coding region runs from base 230 to 2401 and encodes 723 amino acids. The transcript has 20 exons. Gene Ontology annotation, molecular function: syntaxin binding. Gene Ontology annotation, biological process: lysosomal transport; endocytic recycling; Golgi to vacuole transport. Lineage: Eukaryota; Metazoa; Chordata; Mammalia; Rodentia; Muridae. The record is from RefSeq and is a predicted model, not a curated record. Gene Ontology annotation, cellular component: GARP complex.
UGCGAGCAGCGAAGGUUCCGGAGCGGGGCUGUGUUCGAGACGUCCAUCUUCCCGUUUGCACUUGACCGAAGUAAUCAAAGCCUAACAGGGGAGACUGGAGCCAGUCACUUUAGCUCAGAUAUCUGGGAACGUUUUUUUUUGCAUCGUACAAGACAUUCUGGGACUUGUGGUUUCGCUUCGGGAAACGGACUCAGAGACUGACAGCUGCCGGAAGUGAGGCUGCGGGGGAAUGGCAGCCGCGGAGACCAUGGCUGCUGCUGCCCGGGAGCUGGUGUUGCGGGCUGGGACCUCAGAUAUGGAGGAGGAGGAGGGCCCGCUGGGGGCUGGUUCUGGACUCCAAGAGCCCCUGCAGCUGGGAGAGUUGGAUAUUACCUCUGAUGAAUUCAUCCUGGAUGAAGUGGAUGUUCACAUCCAGGCAAAUCUGGAGGAUGAGUUAGUGAAGGAAGCUCUCCGAACGGGUGUGGAUCUUCGACACUACUCAAAGCAGGUGGAGCUGGAGCUGCAGCAGAUCGAGCAGAAAUCCAUCCGAGACUAUAUCCAAGAGAGUGGAAACAUAGCGUCUCUGCACAGUCAGAUCACGGCCUGCGAUGCUGUCCUGGAGCGCAUGGAGCAGAUGCUGGGAGCUUUUCAGAGCGACCUCAGCUCCAUCAGCUCCGAGAUCCGCAUCCUGCAGGAGCAGUCGGGAGCCAUGAACAUCCGGCUUCGUAACCGCCAAGCGGUUCGGGGAAAACUUGGGGAACUUGUAGAUGGGCUCGUGGUGCCCUCCACUCUGGUCACGGCAAUUCUGGAAGCUCCAGUGACAGAGCCCAGGUUCCUGGAGCAGCUGCAGGAGCUGGAUGCUAAGGCAGCUGCGGUCAGAGAGCAGGAGGCCAGAGGCACAGCUGCCUGUGCAGACGUCAGAGGCGUGCUGGACCGGCUCCGCGUCAAGGCCGUGACAAAGAUCCGGGAGUUCAUUCUGCAGAAGAUUUACUCCUUCCGAAAGCCGAUGACCAACUAUCAGAUCCCACAGACGGCCCUGCUGAAGUACAGGUUUUUCUAUCAGUUCCUGCUGGGCAAUGAGCGAGCGACAGCCAAGGAGAUCAGGGAUGAGUACGUGGAGACGCUGAGCAAGAUCUACCUGUCCUACUACCGCUCCUACCUGGGGCGGCUCAUGAAAGUGCAGUACGAGGAAGUUGCCGAGAAAGACGAUCUAAUGGGUGUGGAAGACACAGCAAAGAAAGGAUUCUUCUCGAAGCCGUCCCUCCGAAGCAGGAACACCAUCUUUACCCUGGGUACCCGGGGUGCCGUCAUCUCCCCCACUGAACUUGAGGCCCCCAUCCUGGUGCCCCACACUGCCCAGCGUGGAGAGCAGAGGUAUCCGUUUGAAGCUCUUUUCCGCAGCCAGCAGUAUGCCCUCCUCGACAAUUCUUGCCGUGAAUAUCUUUUCAUCUGUGAGUUUUUUGUUGUAUCUGGCCCAGCUGCACACGACCUAUUCCACGCUGUCAUGGGCCGCACACUCACCAUGACGCUGAAACACCUGGAGUCCUACCUGGCCGACUGCUAUGACGCCAUUGCUGUCUUCCUCUGCAUCCACAUCGUUCUCCGAUUCCGCAACAUCGCGGCCAAGAGGGACGUCCCUGCUCUGGACAGGUACUGGGAGCAGGUGCUUGCCUUGCUGUGGCCUCGCUUUGAGCUGAUCCUGGAGAUGAAUGUGCAGAGCGUCCGCAGCACUGACCCCCAGCGCCUUGGGGGCCUUGACACGCGGCCGCACUAUAUUACACGCCGCUACGCCGAGUUCUCGUCUGCGCUGGUCAGCAUCAACCAGACCAUCCCCAAUGAGCGCACGCUGCAGCUGCUGGGACAGCUACAGGUGGAAGUGGAGAAUUUUGUCCUCCGAGUGGCAGCAGAGUUCUCCUCCCGGAAGGAGCAGCUUGUGUUUCUGAUCAACAACUAUGACAUGAUGCUGGGUGUGCUGAUGGAGCGUGCUGCUGACGACAGCAAAGAGGUGGAGAGCUUCCAGCAGCUGCUCAAUGCCCGGACACAGGAGUUCAUCGAAGAGUUGCUGUCUCCCCCCUUCGGGGGUCUGGUGGCAUUUGUGAAGGAGGCUGAAGCUUUGAUUGAGCGAGGACAGGCCGAGCGACUUCGAGGGGAAGAAGCCCGAGUCACGCAGCUGAUCCGAGGCUUCGGCAGUUCCUGGAAGUCCUCAGUGGAGUCCCUGAGCCAGGAUGUCAUGCGGAGCUUCACCAACUUCCGCAACGGGACCAGCAUCAUCCAGGGGGCUCUGACCCAGCUGAUCCAGCUCUACCAUCGCUUCCACCGGGUGCUGUCCCAGCCGCAGCUCCGGGCGCUCCCCGCCAGGGCUGAGCUCAUCAACAUCCACCACCUCAUGGUGGAGCUCAAGAAACACAAGCCCAACUUCUGAUUCGGAUCCACGCCCUUACCCGUGCCUCCCUUUCCCGGCCUUGUCUCCGAGGCUCCCACACUCGUCACGCAGCCUCCGUGUGAGGACUGCCUCAGCGCAGUGUGUCCCAGGCCACUUCUCCCGAGGCUGCUGAGGUGACCUUCGUUCCCCCGUCCUGUCACCUUACCUCCUGCCCUGUUCACUCAGCCUAUGAGCUUCCACCGCCUCAGUCCCCUACUGGCUCUCAGCUCGUAGGGCAGAGCAGUGCAGGCCGCCCUGACCUGUGGCUUGCUGACAGGCUCCACUGGAACACUGAGCCGUCACCUCCUGGGGGUCCCUCAUCAGUCCUUAGGCAACAAUAAGUGCCUGAUGUGCUAUGACCAUUUCCUCUUCGUUCCAGGCCUCUGAUUGGUUCUCCUGCACCUCUUACUGUAGCCCUUUCUAGUUCCCACCCUGGUUGGCGUCAGGGAGGGAGGUGGGGGAGCAGCCUCUGGCGUGCUGCUGCUUCCGGCACAGGGGCGGCAGAGCUGGCCAGGAGGGGACCGUUUGUAGCUCCCAGGAAGGUGGCUCAUGCCUGGAGGCCUGAGGGCUACCAUGGGAAAAGUCCACCCUGACUCUGAGGUGGUCUGCCUCGGCCCCUAAGCAGCUGUCACAGCUCCUCUGGGUGGAGGGCCUGCAGCACCCGUACAUUGGCCAACUGCUGGGCCUGGCUUGUUAGUUACAGCAAGACCCUUCCUGCUGCCCCACUACGUGCCAGGCUUGAAGGCUCUACAUCAGCGGUUCUCAAGCUUCCUAGUGCUGCGUCCCUUUAAUACAGUUCCUCAUGCCGUGACCCAGCCAUAAAAUUAUAUUGUAUGCUGAUUGCCACUUCAUAA